CUGCAGUACCAGGAAGUCACCAGCAGGGGUCGCCUUAUCUCCCUGUAACACUUCAGAUGUGUUUAGAUCGUAAACAACAACCCUUCAUGUUAUAAUGUAACACGUCUGCAUUAAAAUAAAGGAGAUCAACAUUCAUGCAGGAUCUAUUAUCCCAGAUAAACCCCUUUACUGUCAGUGUAUGGGUGAACUCUGACUCAGCUCUGUGGCUAUUUACUGUAAACCACGUGACUUUCCCUGUGCCCUCUUCCGGGAUCAGAACAGGAACGCCCCCUUAAUUAGUCCUCAGCUGUCUUGUGUUUGUCCUGGUGUGUACAGAAGUUUCCACCAGGGAAACCACCCUCAGUGUGUGCGAGGACCUGACUGAGCUGCCUGCUUCUUCACUCCCCCUAAGACAAGCUUCCAGCUCUCAUCAUGUCUAAGAAACCAGGAAAGAGCCCCCCGGAGUUUGAGGGACCGGUGGAUGCGUCAAUCAUCCGCAUCCCGCCUCAUCACUACAUCCAUGUGCUGGACCAGAACACCAACAUCGCCCGGGUGGAGAUCGGACCGCUCACCUACAUCCGGCAGGACAAUGAGAGAGUCCUCUUCGCUCCCGUUCGGAUGAUCAUGGUUCCUCCGCGUCACUACUGCGUGGUCGCCAACCCUGUCGCCCGCGAUGACGACAAACAGGUUCUAUUCGACCAAUCAGGUCAGGCCAAGCUCCGCCACGCCGACCUGGAGAUCCGUCUCACCCAGGAGCCGUUCCCCCUGUACCCCGGAGAGGAGGUCCAGAAGAACGUGACCCCGCUGCAGAUCGUGUACCCAGACACCGCGCUGCGUCUGCAGGCUCUGCUGGACUUUGAGGAAGAAGGAGGAGAUAAGAGAGUCGCUGGAGAUGAGUGGCUGUUUGAAGGACCCGGAACGUACAUCCCCAAGAAGGAAGUGGCUGUGCUGGAGACAAUCAAGGCCACGGUGAUCAGAGAGAACCAGGCCAUCAGACUGAGGGCACGCAAGGAGGGAAUGGACAGAGGAGGCACCCGCAGGGUCACAGGUGAGGAGUGGCUGGUCAGUAAGGUGGGAGCUUACCUUCCAGGUGCUCACGAGGAAGUCAUCGACAUAGUGAACGCUUUCAUCCUGACUGACAAGAAAGCGCUCCAUGUUCGCGCCCUGCGUCCCUUUAAAGACGCUGGCAAACGAGACCGCCGCACAGGGGAGGAGUGGCUCAUCACCCUGGCAGACCGAGAGGCUCACAUCCCCGCUGUACCAGAGGAGGUGGUGGGGGUGGUGGACGUGACCACUUUGAGCAGCAGGCAGUACUGUGUGAUCCUGGACCCAGUCGGAACAGACGGGAAACCUCAGCUGGGACAGAAGAGGGUAGUGAAGGGUGAGCGCUCAUUCUUCCUGCAGCCAGGUGAGAGCCUUGAACUCGGCAUCCAGGACGUGUAUGUGCUGUCAGAGGAGGAGGGUCUGGUGCUCCGAGCCAUUGAGGCCUUCAAUGACACUGAGGGGCGCACCGAUGAAGAGGAAGAGGAGGAAGAAGCGGAGGAGGAGCGUAGGCAGGAGAGGGCAAAGCGUUCGCGCAGGAGCGGCGUCCACCGUCGCCCUGGAGACCGCUGGAUGCUGCGUGGUCCCAUCGAGUACGUCCCCCCGGCUGCUGUGGAGGUCAUGCUGAAAAGACAGGCGAUCCCUCUGGAUGAGAACGAGGGGAUCUACGUCCGUGACAUCAAAACUGGAAAGGUGCGAGCAGUGAUCGGUCACACCUACAUGCUGACGCAGGACGAGGAGCUGUGGCAGAAGGAGCUUCCAUCUAAUGUCGAGGCCUUGCUUGCUUCUCCUCUGGACCCGCUGGCCGACCGCUCGGACCGGACCAGAACCGGAGAGGCCAAGCUGAGGGACAAGACCAGAGUGGUCUCCUACAGGGUCCCACACAACGCUGCCGUCCAAGUCUACGACUACAGAGAGAAGAGGGCCAGGGUGGUGUUUGGACCGGAGAUGGUGAUGUUGGGACCUGACGAGCAGUUCACUAUACUGUCUUUGUCCGGAGACAAACCAAAGAGGGCCAACGUCAUCAAGGCAAUCUGUCUCCUGCUGGGGCCCGACUUCUGCACCGACAUCAUCACCAUCGAGACAGCUGACCACGCCCGCCUGCAGCUGCAGCUCUCCUACAACUGGUACUUUGAAAUCAAGGCUCCUGCUGAACCAGGUGAAGCAGCAGCUCUGUUCUCAGUUCCUGACUUUGUUGGAGACGCCUGUAAAGCCAUCGCCUCCCGCGUCAGAGGAGCCGUCGCCUCCGUACAGUUCGAUGAUUUCCACAAGAACUCAAACAGGAUCAUCUGCUCCUCUGUGUUUGGCUUCGAUGAGAAGCUCGCCGUUCGUCCCAACCUUCGUUUCAGCCAGAACAGGCUGGUGAUCAGCAGCGUGGACAUCCAGUCUGUGGAGCCCGUGGACCAGAGGACCCGAGACGCCCUGCAGAAGAGCGUCCAGCUGGCCAUCGAGAUCACCACCAACUCCCAGGAGGCCGCUGCACGGCAUGAGGCCGAGCGUCUGGAGCAGGAGGCUAAGGGAAAGCUGGAGAGGCAGAGAAUCACAGACCAGGCCGAGGCUGAGAGAGCCAGGAAGGAGCUGCUGGAGCUGGAGGCCCUCAGUGCUGCAGUGGAGAGUACCGGAGCUGCUAAGGCGGAGGCUCAGUCUCGGGCAGAGGCUGCUCGUAUUCAGGGAGAGGCGGCCGUCAAUGAGGCCAAACUGAAGUCUGAAGCUCAGAGGAUCGAGGCGGAGGCAGAGCUCUUCAGGCUCUCAAAGGCUCGUGAGCAGGAGUUGAGCUACAAGCAGCAGAUGGACGGUCUGGAGGUGGAGAAGCAGAAGAGUCUGGCUCAGAUCGAGAUCGAGCGCUUCGGUCAGAUGGUGCAGAGUCUGGGCAGCGACACGCUGAAGGAGAUGGCUCGAGCCGGGCCAGAGCUGCAGGUGAAAAUGCUGCAGGCUCUGGGCCUGAAGUCCACCCUCAUCACCGAUGGUACAUCCCCAAUCAACCUGUUCACCACCGCCAACGGCCUGCUGGGGGCGCUGCCAGGACAGGGACAGGGACAGGGCUAGUAAAGAGGAGGAAAAAAGAAGAGAGAGGAGAGAGAAUAGAUGUCCAAAAGUAAACCUCCACAGAUUCUCUUUUUUUCUUACACCCAGUCAAAGCUCUGUGUUUCUGACGGGUGAUAUAAAAGCAAGACUAUGUGCCUUUUUGCAGAUUUAAAGAUGCUCCUCGUGGGUUUGUUAAAUCACAUCAGAAACUGACUCGAGAUCAAUGUAGCUGUUUGAAAACUUCACUGUGAGUCGUCACAGUCUUCUGUAACAAAACAUGCAGUGAUUUGCACUAACUAGAAAAACUGUCCCAAUGAUGUAGUUCUUCAGGCUGGGAACUAAAAUAAAGGCCAGGGACACUAAAGGAACAUCAUGAAUGUAACAGGAAAGGGAUUCAGUUAGAUUAACGCUUCAGAACUUAAAUGUAAUGUAAAUGAGAACCUGAUGCUAAAGGGAUCAUGGGAAUUAAAGUCUUACAUAAUGCUGUUUGAGAAUAUUUAGUUAGAGUUAAAUAAAUCAAGACUAGCUUUUGUAAACCUCUUGAAGGUUCUCUACAGGAGAACACUUAUCAGUGUGAAUAUAAACUCCUCAAAUUUAGAAAGCAGACUGAAAGACGUCUACAUUUUCAACCACUAAGUGGGUUUUUUGCACAUUAAAAUUCUGAUUUUUGAGAGUUUUUCAAGAGUUUACAAAGCUUGAUGGAAGACAGAAGCAAAAAUAAAAAAGUUUGCCAAUUAAAAAGCCUUAAAAUUUCCUAACUGGGGAAAUUCUGUGUGGAUUAAUACAGAUUAGGAUAUGCCUAAUUUGUUGGAUCGAAUUAAGGAACUCUAACGUUUGUUUAUGUAGGAUCUUAGAGUUAAUUUGAAUUAAACUAAAAAUCUUCUCAGUUAUCUCGUUAUCCUGUAGACCUUUACUUUCUGUGCAGGAAACUACAUCUCCCAUGAUGCACUUCACUGACAAAUAAAACUGUAGAGCUUCCCAAGCUUGUAAAAAACUACACAGAUCACUGUUAGAGUUUAAAAAGGUUCCUACUCUUCACUAACAUGAGGAUUAUGGGAUCUGUGGUAUUUUGGCGAUCUUGCUUCAACCUGCAUAUUUUCCUGAUCUUGCUCUUUCCUAAGUUUUAAUAUAACUUCCUUAAACUGACACACCUCCUUUGUGAUUGAGUGAUAAUUAAAGGUUCGUGUUGUUCUCUAAAUUUAAUACAGUAUCCUUCAGUUUCAUGUGCAGAGGGCUUAAAGUGAACGAAAUGCAUCCUGGGAGAUGUAGUUCAACAUGUCCUCUUAAAUCUGACUCUUACCUCCAUCCUUGGUUUUCGACGUACUAACACUGUGAUUACUGACACAUUCAAGCUGCCCGCCUCUUACCUGACAAUCCUCAGCUGUCUAUCUCCUCUGUCACUCCAUGUUUGCUGCCCUCCAGUGGCUUAAAGUCGCCAACCUCUUACCUCUUUCAUGCUAACUUUUGCACUUUGACCUUCAGAAGAAUCGAGAAUCUGAGGUUUACUUUUGGACACCAAUAAAACAACAUGAAGAAAACCACUGGAAUAAAGUGUGAACUGCAUAACAAGAACUGUGCCUACAAACAAGCUGUUUGUUUAGUCGUAUUGUCUGACAGGCUAAGAUUUGUGUUUCUGCUUUGCACUACAUGUAGAAGUGAGCCGGUGAUGCUGAUGUUUACAUACUCUUUGUAUGCAGAGUGAUAAAAUAAAGAUGCAAUAGCUGACUGCCUUUCUCUGCUAACCUAAGUGCUGUUGUUCCUCCACUAAUGUGUGACGCCAUUAAAGAGCUGCUGUCCACA
Notolabrus celidotus (New Zealand spotty) is the source of this 4845-nucleotide messenger RNA. RefSeq names its product major vault protein (gene mvp). NCBI's taxonomy places the organism in Eukaryota, Metazoa, Chordata, Actinopteri, Labriformes, Labridae. The record is from RefSeq and is a predicted model, not a curated record. Gene Ontology annotation, cellular component: cytoplasm; nucleus. The transcript is spliced from 17 exons. The coding region runs from base 412 to 3066 and encodes 884 amino acids.